GUAACAGUUUUAUAAAGAUAUUGAAGACGCCCGGGCGUACGUUUGUUGUCUGUCUUGUGUUUUACAAGCAAGAUGCUACCUGUUUCAGAGUUGCUGUUUCUGAUGGUAUUAGGAAUCUCUUUAGGUGAUGAAGACAAAGAUUGCAUUCAAGAACGAAUAUCACUAAUCAACCCUUCUUACGUGGAACAAAAACUCGAUCGUUUCCAGUCCGAAUUACAGGAGCUAAAAUCUAAGCUUGAAAACCGCGUACUGUUUACAAGAUGGGGAAGGAGAGAUUGUCCUCAAGGUAUUUCAACCCUGGUGUACGCUGGCUACACGGGCGGUUCCCGUCAUACACACAAUGGAAGCGCUGCUGAAUAUGUAUGUCUUCCACCAGAUCCAACAUGGGGUCCAUUUAAAUAUCUAGAACACAGUUCUGUUGGUUAUAUGUACGGAGCUGAGUACGAGGCUCCGGAGCAGAUGUUCGGAGUAUCGAAUACUAAGGAGGACAUUCCGUGUGCUGUAUGUGAGGGUACGUCCCAUUCGGUGGUCCUCAUGAUUCCUGGAAGGGUCAAUUGUUACCCUAACUGGGUGGAGGCAUACCAUGGGAACUUGGUAUCCGGUUACCGUGAUCACCAAGCUGCCAGUCAAUAUAUAUGUAUGGAUGGAGAACCGCAGACGGUUCCCGGAGGUGGAGCCGUAAACGAUAACGGUAAACUGGUGUAUGGAGUUAAAACAGUGUGCGGAUCUUUGCCAUGUCCGCCAUACGAAAAUGACAAAUUCUUAUCGUGCGUCGUAUGUUUGAAAUGACACGAUCUGUUUAUCUGUGUCCGUCGACAAGGAACGACCCCGGAACCACAAUCUAAGAAAUAUUUUCUGAGGGUCACACUGUGAUAAUAACAGAUGACAACAAUGGGUUAAUAUUUGAAUCCUUUAACUUGCUCCAGUAUUGAGGGAAAUCGCCAAGGACGAACAAUUGGUUACAAUGAGUUGGUAGCUAUAAUAGUCAUUUUACUACUAAUGAGCAUGUGCAAUUGUGACAUUGUGAUUUUCAGAAAUUAUUUAAGAUGCAUAAUAAUAUAUCUAAAUGAUU
This is a messenger RNA of Pecten maximus, 1072 nucleotides long. RefSeq lists its product as uncharacterized. The coding region runs from base 73 to 789 and encodes 238 amino acids. The transcript has a single exon. The record is from RefSeq and is a predicted model, not a curated record. Lineage: Eukaryota; Metazoa; Mollusca; Bivalvia; Pectinida; Pectinidae.